Molecule: messenger RNA, 963 nt
Organism: Pollicipes pollicipes
Lineage: Eukaryota; Metazoa; Arthropoda; Thecostraca; Pollicipedomorpha; Pollicipedidae
Product: prisilkin-39-like
Exons: 9
Coding region: 1-963 (320 amino acids)
Cellular component (GO): chitin-based extracellular matrix
Molecular function (GO): structural constituent of chitin-based larval cuticle
Source: RefSeq, a predicted model, not a curated record
AUGAAGCUGUUGAUCGUAGCUUCGCUGGCGGCUCUGACCGAGAACGGCAUCUCACGUAACGAGAACGGCAGCCCCAAGGACGGCUACGGCAAAUCCGAGUACGGCCAGCCCACCGGCGGCUACGUCCAGCAGGGCGGCUGGAGCUACAGCGACGGCUACGGCAACCCCAUCCAGGUGACGUUUGUUGCCGACGAAAACGGCUACCAGCCGUCUAGCAACAUCCUGCCGACGCCGGUGCCGACCGAGUACCCGCUGCCGAUCGUGCCACAGGUGUACCAGGGAGAGCAGAGCUAUGGCUCUGCCCCAGCUCCCGCUUCCGCCCGCUACAGCGAGAACGUCCACCCGGGCGACGGUACCUACCAGUUCAGCUUCCAGACCGAGAACGGCAUCUCACGUAACGAGAACGGCAGCCCCAAGGACGGCUACGGCAAAUCCGAGUACGGCCAGCCCACCGGCGGCUACGUCCAGCAGGGUGGCUGGAGCUACAGCGACGACUACGGCCACCCCGUCCAGGUGACGUUUGUUGCCGACGAGAACGGCUACCAGCCGUCCAGCGACAUCCUGCCGACGCCGCCCCCGCUCCCGCCCCCCAAGGACGGCUACGGCAAAUCCAAGUACGGCCAGCCCACCGGCGGCUACGUCCAGCAGGGCGGCUGGAGCUACAGCGACGGCUACGGUAACCCCAUCCAGACCGAGAACGGCAUCUCACGUAACGAGAACGGCAGCCCCAAGGACGGCUACGGCAAAUCCGAGUACGGCCAGCCCACCGGCGGCUACGUCCAGCAGGGCGGCCUGGAGGUGACGUUUGUUGCCGACGAAAACGGAUACCAGCCGUCUAGCGACAUCCUGCCGACGCCGGUGCCGACCGAGUACCCGCUGCCGAUCGUACCGCAGGUGUAUCAGGGCGAGCAGAGCUAUGGUUUCUGCCCCAGCUUCCACUCCCUGGUGAUCGUCCAGUGGUAA